This is a messenger RNA of Epinephelus moara (kelp grouper), 637 nucleotides long. Its product is annotated as E3 ubiquitin-protein ligase UBR2-like. The annotation marks the transcript as partial. Lineage: Eukaryota; Metazoa; Chordata; Actinopteri; Perciformes; Serranidae. Gene Ontology annotation, biological process: ubiquitin-dependent protein catabolic process via the N-end rule pathway. Gene Ontology annotation, cellular component: ubiquitin ligase complex; cytoplasm. Gene Ontology annotation, molecular function: ubiquitin protein ligase activity. The transcript is spliced from 3 exons. The record is from RefSeq and is a predicted model, not a curated record.
GUGCCCUACAUCAUCACCUGUCUCACUGUGUUCUGUCCCACCAUCUCCUGUCUCACUGUGUCCAGGUCCAGGUGAAGCUCCCAGUACUUCAGGAAGUGUCCUGGCUCUGUUGGAGAGUCUGCAGAACGCUCCUCACCUGGAGGUCCACAAAGACAUGAUCACCUGGAUCCUCAAGAUGGUGGCGAACAUCAAGACGAUGAGAGAACGAACAUCCUCUACCUCCACCAUCACCAUCAGCCCAGGACAAGAACUGGAGGAGACGGUGCGAGACAAAGAUAAGGCGGAGCGGAAGAGGAAGGCGGAGAUGGCUCGUCUGAGGAGAGAGAAGAUCAUGGCUCAGAUGUCGGAGAUGCAGAAACACUUCAUCAACGAGAACAAAGAACUGUUUCAGCAGAGUCUGGAGGAGCUGGAGGCGUCCACAUCUGCUGCUGCGGACAACAGGUACACCUGGACACACCUGUAAACACCUGUAUACACCUGGACACAACUGUAUACAUCUUUAUACACCUGGACACACCUGUAAACACCUGUAUACACCUUUAUACACCUGUAUACAUCUGGACACACCUGUAUACGCCUUUAUACACCUGGAUACACCUGUACACACCUGUAUAUGCCUUUAUACACCUGUAUACAC